CCACAGACAACGGGAGAGACUCGCACCCACACAACAGACCAUGACGGACAAAUACGUAUGAGCACAACAUCUGCAGAGGAACAGAUGACAUCAACAGACACUCAGCAGCACACUCCAGCAGCAACAGACGACCAUUCACACGCACAAGCACACACACACACACACCCACCCGCGCACACACCAUCAACUGUCACCCCUGCACCCACCGCAUCUGCUGAGACAGAGCAGCCACCCCACACACCUUCACGUGAAAAGCAACAGAGUCAAUCAAUUGCAACUGACCAUGCACAGUACCCUCCAUGGCUACUGAUGACACAGCAGACGGCCGCAGAUGUUCUGGUCAAGGCAAUCUGCAACAUCAUCCACCAGGCAAGGUAG
Molecule: messenger RNA, 378 nt
Organism: Sphaeroforma arctica JP610
Lineage: Eukaryota; Ichthyosporea; Ichthyophonida
Exons: 1
Source: RefSeq, a predicted model, not a curated record